Molecule: messenger RNA, 4234 nt
Organism: Esox lucius (northern pike)
Lineage: Eukaryota; Metazoa; Chordata; Actinopteri; Esociformes; Esocidae
Gene: notum1a
Product: notum, palmitoleoyl-protein carboxylesterase a
Exons: 10
Coding region: 393-1886 (497 amino acids)
Molecular function (GO): hydrolase activity
Source: RefSeq, a predicted model, not a curated record
CUCUACAGCGGUGACACUGUGGUGGUGGUGGCCAUAAGAACUGUACGACUUCGAUUCAGAGAGUCUAGGAAUAUAUAGCUUCUGUUUUAAGAUAUUAUUCACAUCGAGACAUAAAAGCCAUUUUUAAGUAAAUAAAUGCAGCUUAUUUAAUAUAAUUGAUCUGAAUGGAGAUUUAGAAACAUUUUUGUUUGCGAGGGCAAAACUUCUUGAUCAUCUUAUUGAAAACAGUUCAAAUUCGGAGGACAGUUCCACAGUUCAAAGUGUUAUUAGGAACCGUGCGUAACUCUGCUUCUAAUUCCAUUAACAAUUUCCGAACAGCAAUUAUUAUUCGGGAGUCCACGUAACCUCGGAGACCAUCAAAGGGAGACCUUAACUGCAGGUGGCUCGCGGAAAUGAUGACGGCGAUUAGGUUGAUUUGCUCACUAAUGCUGCUUGUGUUGAUGCAUUACGGAGUUCUUGGCGCAAGAAGAUUCCGAGGUGGUCGCAACCCGCAACCACGGCGGGCACCGCCUUCUCCCACAUACCGGGAACGGGGUGACACCACGGAGAGUUUCCCUUUGGAUUUCACCGCGGUGGAAGAGAACAUGGACAACUUCAUGAAACAGGUGAAGAACCUAGCACAGUCCCUCUACCCUUGUUCAGCGCAGAAACUCGACUAUGAUAUGAAGCUGCACUUUUUGGAGAAUUCUUCAGUCACAUGCAACGAUGGAACUCCAGCGGGGUACUACAUGAAAGAGUCCCUAGGGAGUAGACGGUGGUUGAUAUUCUUGGAAGGAGGCUGGUACUGCUUCAACAAAGAGAACUGUGACAGCCGAUACGAAACAAUGAGGAGACUGAUGAGCUCAUCCAAAUGGCCCCAAACCAAAACAGGCACUGGGAUCUUGUCUCCACUUCCAGAGGAGAACCCUCACUGGUGGAACGCCCACAUGGUGUUCAUUCCCUAUUGCUCCAGUGACGUGUGGAGUGGCGCCUCAGCCAAGACUGACCAAAGUGGCUAUGCCUUUAUGGGCUCUCUGAUCAUUCAGGAGGUGGUCAAGGAUCUGCUCACCAAGGGCCUUGAUAAAGCCAAGGUCCUACUGCUAGCCGGCAGCAGUGCUGGGGGCACUGGAGUUUUGUUGAACGUGGACCCCGUUGCUGACCUCCUGGAGAGACGGGGCCACACCACGGUCCAGGUGAGGGGCCUGGCGGACUCCGGCUGGUUCCUGGACAACAAGCAGUACAGGUCCACUGACUGUCACGACACCGUCAGCUGUGCCCCCACCGACGCCAUCAGGAGAGGCAUCAAGUAUUGGGGCGGAGUGGUGCCGGAGAGGUGCCGACUAGCCCACCUGGGGGAGGAGUGGAACUGUUUCUUUGGAUACAGGGUGUUCCCCUCUAUAAAGAGCCCAGUGUUUGUGGUCCAGUGGUUAUUUGAUGAGGCUCAGCUGACCGUUGACAACAUCCAUCUCACCGGUCAGCCCGUCCAGGAGGGUCAAUGGCGCUACAUUCAGAACCUAGGCAUUGAGCUGAGGAACACGCUCAAAGAUGUCCCGGCCAUGUUUGCUCCAGCUUGCCUAUCACAUGAAAUCAUAACAAGGAAUUACUGGAUCGACGUUCAGGUCAAAGGCACUUCCCUGCCAAGAGCCCUGUACUGCUGGGACCGCAGUUUCUAUGACAACAGCCGGAACAACAAGGCCCCGCCCAAGGGCUGCCCAGUACAUUUGAUUGACAGCUGCCCCUGGCCGCACUGCAACCCCACGUGUCCCACCAUCCGGGACCAGUUCACAGGCCAAGAGAUGAAUGUGAUCCAGUUCCUCAUGCACAUGGGCUUUGACGUGCAGAAGAUGGCCCAGCAGCAGGGAAUGGACCCCAGCAAGCUGCUGGGUAUGCUCAGCAGUGGGAGCUAAAGUGACAUGAUUAAAGUGACAUGAUUAAAGUACAGCAGACCAGGGGGCUGGUCGCUAUGGGGCAUAAUCCUAACUCUGAGAUCCCAGAGAAGCGGAACAUCGUUUGUUUUUGUUGCCUCCCGCUGAGGGAUUUUUUUCCCCGGAAGGUUGAUCGUAUUUUUUACUUGUGAAGUGAGGGAUUUUUUUAAGCGUGUCUUUUUGUGGAUCUCAAGUUAGGAUUCAGCUCCAGGUCUCGUCCCUACACCAGAUACCUCCAGCUCUGCCCUUUAUAUUCCCAGACAGCCUGUCCCGAUUCCACCAAUUCUCUUCAGCUCACUUCUAAUCUAAGUCACACCUACAGUAAGGGCUAAACAAACGGGCCCCUAACCUUUGACCCUUUACCCCCAACCCACCGGACAGCUCCACUCACAAUCCACUACUGUUAUGAAUAAUGGUGCAAACAUGAUCCUAUGACUAAGCACACCUCUCCGCUACUCUCCUCUUAAAUUAUCUUUUGGUUGUAAAAGAAAAUGAAAAAUCACGAAUGUAAUCCAGUUUUAAGGAUGCUCAUUGUUUUGUUUUUGUUUGCUCUGUUCAUUUAUUUUAUUAUUUACCGUAAAUGUUAUCCUAUGUUCAUAGGUUUUAAUUGUAUCAUAGUAAAAAAGAGGCAUAAUACAGUAAUGAGUUAAGAAAGAUGUCUUUAUAAAGUAGGCUAGUCCAUAGAGAGUUUAUGAAGAAGACAGGAUGUUGAAGUUUUCUAACUGUCCAGCUCAUUUACCCACACAAUAGUCCUGAACAGGUACUCACACAUGAAAGCAGGAAAGCUUUAGACAGGAAGUAACGUGAGGUCCCAAAUGGCAACUCACGUGUCCCAAAUGGCAACUUAUUUUCUAAAUGGCGCGCUACUUCUGACCAAAAGACUGUCCAGAGUAGAGCACUGCAGGGAAUAGGAAGCCCUACAGGGAAACCCAGGGAUUCAAAGUGUUGAGGUUGUUCAUGUCAUAGAUAGAUUAGAUACCAUUCCCAAUGGGAAUGUGCCAGGUAUCAAAUCUGCUCUACAAAAUGCAUGUCAAUCUGAACAUUCUGUAACAGUGUACGCCCCUGAACAGGCCCUCAGUAUUUACCCCGGUCUCGUCUCCAAGGCCAUACAGUGAUAGAAAAAAGAGGGUGGGUGAGAAAGAAAGAAUGAAGUGACCCCUCACCCCUGAUCAUCACCACAACAUACUGUAACAAAAAACAUCAGAUUGUUCUUCAUUAGCUGCUAGGAAACAUAAUAAUCAAAUGGCUAACUGGCUGUCAGUUUGUUACUGUUAAAGGAUUGAUACCAUAACAACAUGACUGCAACCCAAAACUGACCAGUCAGAUUACAAGGCCUAAAUUAACAGUUUUGCUGUUGCAAAAUAUGUUCAGGUCCAUUUGAAAACUACAAGAAUUGUAUGAGGAACGAACUUUGACACAACCGUCAAUGGUAGUGAUUGGAUGCCACCUAUUGGUAAUCGGAGGAACAUCAUACAAGCUCGGACUUGGACUCCAGAAAUUACCUGGAGAUUGUUGGCUUGGGUCAGAACACAUAAAAAUACAACUGUAGACUAUUUCUAUGAUCGAACAGAAUGGAAGAUUUAAUGUCCAUUAGCGUGCCAGUCCGGAGUCCCAUGGUGCUCUCCCAGUUAUUUGUGGUGCUCAGGUGCCUCAGUGCAGGUUUUAAAUAGUACUCACUAUAUGUGAAAUACAUAUACAUUACCUGGCACACUGGAACCAAUACAAUAAUCCCAAAAGUGUAUGACACCUGGCACUCCUUCACGCAGGCUCAAUCAAAUGCCUAAGAGGAUACAUUUGCACAUCUGAAAAAGAAUGAAUCCCAGGCUCUGUAGUGCUCUGGCAACAGGCCCACAUUAAUUCCACAGUGCCAACGGAUGUAGUCUUCUUUACCUCUCAACUGAAUCACCAGCUAUCACUCCUUAAUAGUCAGCUAUGACAGUUUCCAUGCAUCCGGUAAAUCACUGCAUAAGAUGGUGACCUAAAUAUUAGAGCUCCUUUGCUGAACAACACUCUUUAGAAUAAAAGCAAUUUCUGUUCAAAGGGAGAAUAUUAUAUACUGGAUAAUUUUGAGUAUCUGAGUAUUUGUAUAGGUUAUUUUUUAUGUGUUCACUAUUGUUACUCCCUUUUUAUAUUUGUACUAGAAAAUCACUUUUUAAUAUAAGGGUAAUUUUUGUAUGUAAUGGUCAAUGUUAAGUCGUAUAAAUGAUGUUUUAAAGGACCUCUUUCACCAGAGACACACCAGAGAAAUAAAUGUAUUACUAAUUGUAAUUUUAUUCUGUAACAUAUUUUUUAACAGACAAAAAACUCAAGCUACAUUGAUAAUUUACAUA